CCGGAAGAGGAAACUGCGGGGAGGUAGAAGCUCCGAAGGCUGGCAGUGAGGGGUCCAGGCGGGUGCAGUAGCUUCGAAGGCCGGCAGUGAGGGGCCGGGGGAAAUCGUAGCCAUGGCGGUGGCUGUGGCCAUGGCGGGAGCCAUACCCGGGACAGAGCUGGGCCCCGCGGAAGAACUCGCCAAACUCGAGUAUCUGUCUUUAGUGUCGAAGGUUUGCACCGAGCUGGACAAUCACUUGGGGAUCAACGACAAGGAUUUGGCUGAAUUUGUGAUCAGUCUUGCUGAGAAAAAUACCACCUUUGAUACUUUUAAGGCUUCGCUGGUCAAAAAUGGUGCAGAAUUCACGGAUUCUCUUAUUAGUAACCUAUUGCGUCUCAUACAAACCAUGCGGCCUCCAGCAAAGCCUUCCACUAGCAAAGAUCCAGUUGUUAAACCCAAAACUGAAAAAGAAAAGCUGAAGGAGCUCUUCCCAGUCCUUUGCCAACCAGACAACCCUUCUGUUCGGACCAUGCUGGACGAGGAUGAUGUGAAAGUUGCCGUGGACGUCCUGAAAGAACUGGAGGCCCUGAUGCCCAGCGCAGCAGGCCAGGAGAAGCACAGAGAUGCUGAGCACCGGGACAAGACAAAGAAGAAGAAGCGAAGCCGGAGCCGAGACCGAGAGCGGGAUCGUGAGCGAGACCGUGAGCGAGAGCGAGAGCGAGACCAUAAGCGGAGACACCGGUCCCGCUCUCGAUCACGUUCCCGGACCCGGGAGAGGAAUAAGGGAAAGUCUAGGUAUCGGUCCAGGAGCAGAAGUCAGAGUCCCCCCAGAGACCGGAAGGACCGAGACAAGUAUGGGGAGAGGAACUUGGACAGAUGGCGGGAUAAGCAUGUGGACCGCCCUCCCCCAGAAGAGCCCGCCAUCGGGGACAUUUACAACGGCAAAGUUACCAGCAUCAUGCAGUUUGGAUGCUUUGUGCAGCUGGAGGGGCUAAGGAAGCGGUGGGAAGGCCUGGUGCAUAUCUCUGAGCUCCGGCGGGAAGGCCGUGUGGCCAAUGUGGCUGAUGUGGUGAGCAAAGGCCAGAGGGUCAAGGUCAAAGUGCUGUCCUUCACCGGGACCAAGACCAGCUUGAGCAUGAAGGAUGUGGAUCAAGAGACUGGAGAAGAUCUAAAUCCAAAUCGACGACGGAAUCUUGUCGGGGAGACCAAUGAGGAGACCUCUAUGAGGAAUCCAGACAGACCCACCCACCUCUCCCUCGUCAGUGCCCCUGAAGUAGAGGACGACUCGCUGGAGCGCAAGCGCCUUACCCGCAUCUCUGACCCAGAGAAGUGGGAGAUCAAGCAGAUGAUCGCUGCCAAUGUCCUUUCCAAAGAAGAAUUUCCAGACUUUGAUGAAGAGACUGGCAUUCUCCCUAAAGUAGACGAUGAGGAAGAUGAGGACCUGGAGAUCGAACUGGUUGAAGAAGAGCCUCCAUUCCUAAGAGGGCACACCAAGCAAAGCAUGGACAUGAGCCCUAUCAAAAUCGUUAAGAACCCGGAUGGCUCGCUCUCCCAAGCAGCGAUGAUGCAGAGUGCCCUCGCCAAAGAAAGGCGGGAACUCAAGCAGGCCCAGCGGGAAGCCGAGAUGGAUUCUAUUCCCAUGGGACUCAACAAACAUUGGGUUGACCCUCUGCCUGAUGCGGAAGGCAGGCAGAUUGCUGCUAACAUGAGGGGUAUUGGGAUGAUGCCCAAUGACAUUCCCGAGUGGAAGAAGCAUGCCUUUGGGGGCAAUAAAGCUUCUUAUGGAAAAAAGACCCAGAUGUCAAUCAUUGAACAGAGAGAGAGCCUGCCCAUCUACAAACUGAAGGAGCAGCUGGUCCAGGCUGUCCACGACAACCAGGUCCUGAUUGUUAUUGGAGAGACAGGAUCUGGGAAGACCACGCAGAUCACCCAGUACCUGGCAGAGGCGGGCUACACUUCCAGAGGCAAGAUUGGAUGUACCCAGCCCAGAAGAGUAGCGGCCAUGUCAGUGGCCAAAAGAGUGUCGGAGGAGUUUGGUUGUUGCUUAGGCCAAGAGGUGGGCUACACCAUUCGAUUUGAGGACUGCACCAGCCCCGAAACAGUCAUCAAGUACAUGACGGACGGGAUGUUGCUCCGAGAGUGCCUGAUCGACCCCGACCUCACCCAGUACGCCAUCAUCAUGCUGGACGAGGCGCACGAGAGAACGAUUCACACCGACGUGCUCUUUGGAUUGUUGAAAAAGACGGUUCAGAAACGGCAGGACAUGAAGCUGAUUGUCACCUCGGCCACCUUGGAUGCAGUGAAGUUUUCUCAGUACUUCUAUGAAGCGCCCAUUUUCACCAUCCCAGGUCGAACAUACCCAGUGGAAAUAUUGUACACAAAGGAACCCGAAACCGAUUACCUGGAUGCCAGCUUGAUCACUGUCAUGCAGGUCCAUUUAACAGAACCACCAGGUGAUAUCCUCGUCUUCCUGACUGGUCAGGAAGAGAUUGAUACUGCUUGUGAGAUCCUGUAUGAAAGAAUGAAAUCCCUGGGACCUGAUGUUCCAGAGUUGAUUAUCCUCCCAGUGUACUCUGCUCUUCCCAGUGAGAUGCAGACCCGAAUUUUUGACCCAGCUCCACCUGGCAGCAGAAAGGUCGUGAUUGCCACCAACAUUGCGGAGACAUCACUGACUAUUGAUGGCAUUUACUAUGUGGUGGACCCUGGAUUCGUGAAGCAGAAAGUCUACAAUUCUAAGACAGGGAUCGACCAGCUUGUGGUGACUCCUAUUUCUCAGGCUCAGGCAAAGCAACGAGCUGGCAGAGCUGGGAGAACAGGCCCAGGGAAGUGUUACAGGCUGUACACAGAACGUGCCUACCGAGAUGAAAUGCUGACCACCAACGUGCCGGAGAUCCAGAGAACCAACUUAGCAAGCACAGUGCUCUCGCUCAAGGCCAUGGGCAUCAAUGACCUGCUGUCCUUUGACUUUAUGGACGCCCCGCCAAUGGAAACCUUGAUCACAGCCAUGGAGCAGCUGUACACGCUGGGGGCCCUGGACGACGAGGGCCUACUUACCCGCCUGGGCCGCAGGAUGGCAGAGUUCCCUCUGGAGCCAAUGCUGUGCAAAAUGCUGAUCAUGUCUGUGCAUCUGGGCUGCAGUGAGGAAAUGCUGACCAUCGUGUCCAUGCUGUCUGUGCAGAACGUCUUCUACAGGCCCAAGGAUAAACAAGCCCUCGCAGAUCAGAAGAAGGCCAAAUUCCACCAAACCGAAGGGGACCACCUCACCCUGCUGGCCGUGUACAACUCUUGGAAGAACAACAAGUUCUCCAACCCGUGGUGCUAUGAGAACUUUAUCCAGGCUCGUUCUCUGCGCCGGGCCCAGGACAUUCGCAAGCAGAUGUUGGGCAUCAUGGACAGACACAAGCUGGACGUGGUCUCCUGUGGUAAGUCCACAGUCCGAGUGCAGAAGGCCAUCUGCAGUGGAUUCUUCCGGAACGCUGCCAAGAAAGACCCGCAGGAGGGUUACCGGACGCUGAUUGACCAGCAGGUGGUCUACAUCCAUCCUUCCAGUGCUCUCUUCAACAGACAGCCCGAAUGGGUGGUGUACCACGAGCUGGUGCUGACGACAAAGGAGUACAUGCGUGAGGUCACCACCAUCGACCCUCGGUGGCUCGUGGAGUUUGCUCCAGCCUUCUUCAAGGUCUCUGACCCAACCAAGCUAAGCAAGCAGAAGAAGCAGCAGCGGCUUGAACCCUUGUACAACCGCUACGAGGAACCCAACGCCUGGAGAAUAUCCCGAGCCUUCCGGCGGCGCUGAGAUGCAAGAGUCUUGUUUGCCUCCCCUGUAGCAGUGGGCCGGGGCUUGGCCUCGCUCUUCUUGAUGAAAAGCUGGUCCCGAGGGUACAGCUGUCCAGUGACUGAGUAUCUUAACUGGGCAUUUCCUAAACUUGUCUCUCAUUUCUUCCCUGGUGGUAAAAUAGAAACAGGGAUUUACGCCUGGUUUGAUCAGAGCCUCCAGGCCCCGCCACCUCCAGGCACUUGGGCCAGCCAGGGCUCACGGCCAACAUGGGGGUACCCUGCAUCAUCUCCAAGAAAGGGGAAACUUCUGCAGCCCUAGGCUGGGAGAGGGGGGUCACGCGCAUCGGAUACCUGGACGCGGGGAGGGCUCUGAGGCCCUGGCUGCUGCUCUGGAGGAGGGAGCCGUGACGCUCACUGAGAGCGUUGGCCCCCCUUCCCUUCCCUGUCCAGCCCCUGUACUUUUGCUUAACCUCUUGCAAAUAUUUAUUUUCUUAAGGAAACAAAAAUG
Molecule: messenger RNA, 4264 nt
Organism: Hippopotamus amphibius kiboko
Lineage: Eukaryota; Metazoa; Chordata; Mammalia; Artiodactyla; Hippopotamidae
Gene: DHX8
Product: DEAH-box helicase 8
Exons: 23
Coding region: 113-3775 (1220 amino acids)
Biological process (GO): spliceosomal complex disassembly; mRNA splicing, via spliceosome
Cellular component (GO): intracellular anatomical structure; catalytic step 2 spliceosome
Molecular function (GO): RNA helicase activity; ATP binding; RNA binding
Source: RefSeq, a predicted model, not a curated record